GUACCGUGACGGGUCCGCAUAAUUUUAAUAAGCUUACAUUAAUAGUUUGUUUGCACGGUCGGCUCACCGUCGAAGAAACGUUGCUAGUAAGAGAAGUAAGUCUCACAGUAGAACGAUGUUCAAACCAGCCCUGUACUCUAAAAUCAACAACGAGGCGCGUCGUGAUACCAGGGACUUCAUCGAAGAAUAUUCUAAUGAAAUUGGCCAAAUGUCAGGACGGUGCCUUGACAUCGGAAGCGGUCCAUGUGACGUAGUCACCGAUUUUCUCCUUCCAAAAUUAAACCCGAAGUCUACCGUUGUCUGCUCGGACAUUUCCAAGCCCAUGUUGGACUACGCAAAGGAAAAAUACGGCGCCAACGAUCGGCUAUCCUUUCUCCAGCUGGACAUCGAGUCUCCGACGCUGGCCGAAGAUCUAGUUGAACAAUUCGAUCACGUUACGUCGUUCUAUUGUUUACACUGGUGCGAAGACAUGCGCCAAGCCUUCGAGAACAUCUUUGAACUGCUACGUCCUGGAGGUUCGGGCUUCUUGACCUUUGUGAGCGAUUUUUCUUGCAUGGACGCGUACAAGGUGCUGGCGGCUAUCCCUCGAUACCAGCGUUACAUGACGGAUGCGGACAGGUUCAUUCCCGUAUUUCAGCACGCCGAACAUCCACGCGAGAACCUGAAAAAAUUGCUUCGAGAAGUCGGCUUUGAGAUCAGCCACUGCAGUCGCAGAGAAAUAAGCAACAUUUACGACACUCCGAAUGAUUUCGGCAGAGUAAUGGCAGCCGUCAACCCGUUCAUUCACCGCAUGCCGGCUCAACUACAGCGAGAGUAUGAAGUAGAUUUGGGCAUAGAAGCGACGAAGAACGCGAUUGUCUUCAACAAGGAUAACAAUGGUGGCUCCAACAUACUCUGCAGACAUCACAUGUUUGUAGUUUACUUGAAAAAACCUUCGAUCAAUUAAUAGACAGCCAGAUAACCAACGAAUGUCCGCAUCUUGAUCUUUCUUCGUAUUCUUUGUUAUUGAUAAAAACGAUUACUUUCACUUAGAAAAUUGAAAAUAUAAUUUAAGCUAUAUCGCCUGUAUAGUUGGAGUAUGAAAACAUACACGAGAUCUAACAAUAAGUUUGGUGAAAAAUAGAAAAUGUACGUUUUAUCCAUCACUGCCUUGAUUGUAACGAGGAGCUUUCGCACUUUUGAAAAGAGAAAACGCCCUGUUGUCUUACUUUUGCUAGCUAUAUUAUGGUUCUAGGUUUUGAUUUUUCUUACUGUACUUGUAGGCUCCUUAUUAUCAUUUUACGAAUAAUCGUCAGAGCUAAUAAUGACUUUCAUUAUUAUUAGUUAUAUUAUGUAUCAUUAUUAAUUUUACCAUUAUUUUUAUCUAUUGAUUUCCAAAAAACAAAACCGUCAAUAUGGGCCCUGGCAAUGAAUCUACCAUGAUAUAGAAUCCAUCCAACAGCCACCAAUAGCUUCACGACACCACCAAUACCUUAACACUCAAAGUAUGACUUGACGAACAAUCAAAUCUAGCACAUCAUUUUCUUCAAAAUUGGAAAUACAAGCACAAAUUUUGGGUCUCUCA
Messenger RNA from Neodiprion virginianus, 1564 nucleotides. RefSeq names its product juvenile hormone acid O-methyltransferase-like. The transcript is spliced from 6 exons. The record is from RefSeq and is a predicted model, not a curated record. Lineage: Eukaryota; Metazoa; Arthropoda; Insecta; Hymenoptera; Diprionidae. The coding region runs from base 116 to 946 and encodes 276 amino acids.